GGUAUUAUUUAAUCGCAAGAAUAGCAGGCUCAGCAGAGAUCAGAUAAGUAUUCCAAACUAAGAGUGAGAGAUAUCAGAUAUGGCCAUGAAGCGUGUAGGUACUUCUUCCAUCAGUGCUUUAGCUUCUUCCUCAACUGUUUUCACCAGACAAGCGCAUGCUUCUUCCGGAAGCAAGAAGAUUGUUGGGGUGUUUUACAAGGCCAACGAAUAUGCUUCAAAGAAUCCUAAUUUUUUGGGCUGUACGGAGAACGCUUUGGGCAUUCGUAACUGGCUCGAAUCGCAAGGUCAUCAGUAUAUAGUCACUGAUGACAAAGAAGGACCGAACUGUGAACUCGAGAAACAUCUUCCUGAUGCACAUGUCCUCAUAUCAACACCUUUUCACCCUGCCUAUGUUACAGCAGAAAGGAUCAAAAAAGCCAAAAAUUUGCAACUUCUUCUUACUGCUGGAAUUGGUUCUGAUCAUAUUGACCUGCAAGCUGCUGCUGCUGCUGGUUUAACUGUUGCAGAGGUCACUGGAAGCAAUGUAGUCUCAGUGGCAGAAGAUGAACUCAUGAGAAUCCUCAUUCUUCUCCGUAAUUUUGUACCUGGAUACCAUCAAAUUAUCAAUGGGGAAUGGAAUGUUGCAGGUGUUGCCUAUAGAUCUUACGAUCUUGAAGGGAAGACAGUGGGAACUGUCGGUUGUGGACGUAUUGGCAGGCUUUUACUCCAACGUUUGAAACCUUUUAAUUGUAAUCUUCUCUAUCAUGACCGGGUGAAAAUGGAUCCAGAAUUGGAGAAACAGACCGGGGCAACAUUUGAGGAGGAUGUUGAUAUAAUGCUUCCCAAAUGUGAUGUAAUUGUCAUCAACACGCCUCUUACUGAGAAAACAAGAGGAAUGUUUGACAAAGAUAGGAUUGCGAAGCUGAAGAAGGGAGUCAUGAUUGUUAACAAUGCUCGAGGAGCCAUCAUGGAUACUCAAGCAGUUGUUGACGCAUGCUCAAGUGGACACAUUGGAGGUUAUAGUGGUGAUGUCUGGAAUCCACAGCCGGCUCCUAAGGACCACCCUUGGCGUUACAUGCCAAAUCACGCUAUGACUCCUCAUAUUUCGGGUACAACUAUUGAUGCACAGUUGCGAUAUGCUGCCGGAACUAAGGAUAUGCUUGAGAGGUACUUCAAGGGACAAGACUUUCCUGAACAGAAUUACAUAGUGAAGGCAGGCGAACUGGCACCCCAGUACCGAUAAGUUGAUGUCUUUCGUCAAGUUCGUCUCAUUUAUGCAGCCUCUAAAGGUUUAACGUUGGCAAUGUUGUUCUUUCUAUGGGCAAGCUCCCUCUGAAAUAAUGUGACUCUGCAGAUGUCUUUUGUCGAGUUCUUUCCCUUUAAAAUAACAGAACUUUGUGAUAUUUUGCUCGUUGAACUUCUACUCCAUGAUCUAUGAGUGAAAUUACUACCGAAUUUCCCAUUA
Molecule: messenger RNA, 1444 nt
Organism: Mangifera indica (mango)
Lineage: Eukaryota; Viridiplantae; Streptophyta; Magnoliopsida; Sapindales; Anacardiaceae
Product: formate dehydrogenase, mitochondrial
Exons: 6
Coding region: 80-1222 (380 amino acids)
Cellular component (GO): mitochondrion; chloroplast
Molecular function (GO): oxidoreductase activity, acting on the CH-OH group of donors, NAD or NADP as acceptor; NAD binding; formate dehydrogenase (NAD+) activity
Source: RefSeq, a predicted model, not a curated record